AACAAAAGUAGAAAGGAAAUACGUAAAAAACAGAAAACAACAAUAAUUAUGUGACUUUCUACCCUUGGAAAAGAAGCAAAACCAAGAGCAGACAGCGAUCAGAAACACAUAAUACAGCUUUUACACAGAAACGAGUAAGUACUCGUUCCAAUAAUGUACACACACUCAUUUCUCUGGGAUAUGAUGGUUUAAUUUUGUUUCCUCGCUGCGCGUGUUAAAAAUUCUAAAAAACUACGAUUUUUAAUUUAAUUAAAGCAGUAUAAUUAUUUGUUUGCUUCUAAUGCUUUUGCUUUGCUUUACUUAGACUGAUUAAUUAAUUUUUCGUUUAGAUAAUUUUGAAUACGAAUUCACCAUCUACAACAUCCACAGCUACUACUCUUCCACAAGGACAAAUAUUACAAACAGCCGAUGGACAAUUGAUUAUAUUGCAAAGUGCUGAGCAACAGUCAACACAAGCACAAUAUGUUCAAGUCGGUGGACAAAUUUUACAAUUAAGUGGACUCCAAUCAUCACAGCAGCCACAAACAAUAACGAUACCAGCCGGUGCAUUACAACUAGGUGGUAAUAAUCAAAUAUUACAGUUAGCCACAACACCAUCAAAAAUGCAGACAGCAACAACAAAUUCAACUUUACAGCAAAAUGGAACUGUUAUUAUGAUGGUACCGGGUAAUUCUGGUCAACUUCAAGCUGUUCAAAUGCAGACAAAUGAAACGGCUACAGAAGAAGAACCAUUAUAUGUUAAUGCUAAACAGUAUCAUCGUAUUUUGAAACGUCGUGCAGCAAGAGCCAAACUUGAAUCAGAAGGUCGAAUACCAAGGGAAAGAAAAAAAUUUUUACAUGAAUCGCGUCAUCGUCAUGCAAUGAACCGUAUUCGAGGAUCGGGCGGACGUUUUGCAGCUGGCUCUAAAAAACAAGCACAACCAUCAGCAGCGACUGAUCUUCAUCUUCAACAACAGCAACAGUUACAAACACAACCAAUGCAAAUUAUUUCUCAUCCACAAACAACUCUUGCACUUGUCGGUUCUAAAGCGAUUAAGGCGCCUACCCGAGCAAGUGAAGUUAUAAAAGUCGAAUAUGCCAGAUGA
Messenger RNA from Didymodactylos carnosus, 1085 nucleotides. Lineage: Eukaryota; Metazoa; Rotifera; Eurotatoria; Philodinida; Philodinidae. The record is from the annotation of a GenBank genome assembly.